GCGUAGGGCUCGAGAAGAUGGAUAGGAUGCACAACAGCCAAAACAAAUUGUAAACCAAGGAACAAUGGGAUUGUUCCAAAUCACGAGCAGUGGUAAUUUCCUUAUUGAAAUCGUUCAAUCGUGACUUGAUGCGAUUCAAAAUUGAAAAAGAUGCAGGUGCAUUUUUCACUCUCUACUGCACACUUCUGCAAACAAUAUGUUCACAUUUUCUCUUCACACAAUGGAUUCUGGCAACAAACCCACCGAAGCAGUUCCCACAGACGAGAAGAAGCAGGGAAAAAAGAGAAAUUAUCGCAAAGACAAGCCCUGGGAUGAUGGCACUGUGAACAAGUGGGAAAUCGAAGAAUGGAAAGAGGAGUAUAUGCCCUCUUCUCUGCUGGAGGAAAGCUCGUUCGCUACCAUGUUUCCCCGCUACAGAGAGCAAUAUCUCCGUGAAGUGUGGCCAGCGGUUACAAAAGAACUAGAUAAACACGGAAUUUACUGCGAGUUGGACUGUAUCGAAGGUACGAUGACGGUCAAGACGACGCGUAAAACGAAGGACCCUUACAUCAUUCUGAAAGCACGCGACCUGAUCAAGCUACUUGCUCGCAGCGUUCCUUUCAACCAAGCCAUAAAAAUCCUGGACGACAACAUGCAAUGCGACAUCAUCAAAAUCGGCGGCUACGUAACCACGAAGGACCGUUUCAUCAAGCGUCGCCAGCGCCUGGUAGGCCCCGAAGGAGCGACGCUGAAGGCGAUCGAGCUGCUAACGGACUGCUACAUGCUGGUUCAAGGGAACACGGUGGCGGUGAUGGGAAGCUACCAAGGCCUGAAAACGGUGCGUCGAAUCAUCAUUGACUGCAUGAAGAACAUCCAUCCGAUCUAUGCGAUCAAAACGCUGAUGAUUAAGCGGGAGUUAGCGAAGGACCCUGCGCUGAAAAACGAGAAUUGGGAUCGGUUCUUACCGAAGUUUAAGAAGGAGAAUAAAAGCUCGAAGACGAAGAAGGUGGUGGUGAAGGAGAAGAAUAGAUACACGCCGUUCCCGCCGGAGAAUCACAUCACGCCGUCGAAGGUGGAUCUGCAGAUCGAGAGCGGAGAGUAUUUCUUGAGCGAGCAGCAGAAGAAGGAGCGAGAAAUGGAGAAGAGGCGGAUGGAGAAGAAGAGAAAGGCCGGGAUCAAGGAGCAGGAGCGGCAGAAGAAGUUUGUACCGCCCAAGGAGAAGAAGUGA
Messenger RNA from Blastocystis hominis, 1207 nucleotides. RefSeq lists its product as hypothetical. The record is from RefSeq and is a predicted model, not a curated record. Bases 221 to 1207 code for a protein of 328 amino acids. Gene Ontology annotation, molecular function: RNA binding. Lineage: Eukaryota; Bigyra; Opalinata; Blastocystidae. The transcript is spliced from 7 exons. Gene Ontology annotation, cellular component: nucleolus; small-subunit processome.